Cavenderia fasciculata is the source of this 2199-nucleotide messenger RNA. RefSeq lists its product as uncharacterized. Lineage: Eukaryota; Evosea; Eumycetozoa; Acytosteliales; Cavenderiaceae. The transcript has 3 exons. Bases 1 to 2199 code for a protein of 732 amino acids. The record is from RefSeq and is a predicted model, not a curated record.
AUGCAUCUCAGAUUUGCUUCAUUCGAAUUAGCAAAGAUAUUAGAUUGUGUAUCUUUUAUUUGUAUAAAUGUAUACAACAAUAGAUUUAUCAUUAAAACUAUAGUCGAUCAAAUGAAGAAACUUAGAAGUGCAGAAAUAUUUGCACCAGAUUCUACGAGUCCAUCUAGUCGACCUAGAUACUAUCGAUACUCUCAAUUCAAUGAUAUAGGAGGAUUACUUUCAACUAAAGAAUCAAUCAAUCUACUCAAAUACAAGUUUGCACGUGGUGAUACAAGUAAACUGACGUUUGAACCAACACGAGAGUUUUACUGUGCACUAUUUCAUGCUAAAGAUGUAUCAUUGCAACACCAGAUCAUAGACUUUUUGGGUGAUGCUGUCUAUCUAGAAGCAUUCUAUUACAUAAAGUCGGUCAUACCUCAUCACAGUGUAUUCAUUAGACUGUUGGAUUACUAUAGAGAAAAUAAUGUUCGAUUGGCCGAGAAUAUCUUCCCCGAACCAGACAUUCUAGAGGCAAGUCCUAUCAUUCCGAUAGAAGUAUACCAGUCUCUGUUGGGACCGAACAAAUCAUUAUCUUAUUUCUUUCCAUUCCCAGAAUCGUUUGUUAUGGUGGCUAAUCAAGAUCUAAUCAAUCAAGUCAAACUAUCGGAUCCCGAUCAAGCAAAGAGACUAUUUGAAAAGACAACGAUAGAAUCUUUGAUAUACAAAUUCAUGGUCAGUAAUAGCGAGAGUGAUCUUCGAGAUAGUGACAAACUAGGAUAUCUUUCUAGGGUAGUCGAGAAUAUUACUAUUAUCUAUAAAGAUAAUCCUCAUAAUGGUACAUUGAUUGAUCUUGCUCAAAAGAGAACAGAGUAUGGUGGUCUAUUGGAAUCACAGUCAUUGGAAAAGAUUGAUAUGUUGGUGUUGUUGGACUUGGUCGUUAUAUAUGGUUUAUCACAUGUACCAUUAAAUUGGUUUAUGACUACUGUAUUUACACUCGAUGAUAUCAAGUUACUUGGCUUAGUUUUGGAUCAUCCAGUCAUUCAAUCGUACCAAGGAACUCCCAUCUACCAGUACAACAGUCAACUCGUUGGAUUUGAAACAUUUAAACAAAUGACUACCCUUCCAAAGCUGCAAUACACUGGACCACAAGAAAUCUUUACUUGGUCUGCCAAUACACUCGAAAAAGUACGGUACAUGCAUACAGAGAUGGGGUAUCAGUUUGAUGCAUUGUCACUAUCAAUGGUGAGCAUGUGGCACAAUAGAGAUGCAUAUCUCUAUGUUCUCGAUAACAUUGCUAACAAGUCACCUGGAUUCCUCAAUACCUAUGUCCAACUCAUAUUCCGUAGCUUGGAAGGGCAACACGACAAAGAAACAAGCGAGAAGCGAAUUGGUUAUCUUGACCUCCUCGAACAUUUGGCUCAACAGGGGUAUCUGACUGUACCUCCACUGCAUAACCAAACCUCCGAAUUUAUCAAUAUUCUAUUAACCAUCGUUGGCCAAUCAUCUAAACUUGGAAUGAUAGACACACUCCAAGAUAUUAUCGAUACCUAUUGGCCUGUAUUCAAAGUGGACAAGCAUCUUACCUUUCGAAGUCUCAUUCGAUUGGCUGGAAAUGCAACCCAAACUCACCAUUUGAUAGUUAGAUUACUUGAUAAUGUUGCUGGUGAUAUCGACACUUUAGAACUACUAAAGUCACUUGCUGAAGGAGAUAGAGGUGGAGUAGAGACAACACUAUACCUAUUAAACAAACAACUAGUUGGAAAGGAAAUCUUAGAAGAAGAAGUCCGCAUGGUUGAAAUAGUAAAGACACUUGUUAAACAAGGACAUCUCGAAGAGUUUAUCCAAAUGAUGACAUUCCUCCAUCAACACAAGUACAAGCUAGUACUACGUCGAUUGGUCAACAAGAUUGAUAUCAGUGAUGCCUUUGCAACAAGUAGUUUCCGUGAUAAUCCAUUCCACGAUUACUACAUGCGUCUACAUUAUCUAUACAAAGAUGCUGGUCACAGACGCCGAUCCUUUAUCAAUGUAUUCAAGGUCAUCAGUCUAAGGAGAUUAAUGGAAACACGUGUUUCGUUAUCCAAAUAUAUAUUCAUCCAAGAUCUCAUUGACAAGUAUGACCAACGUGCCAACAUCACUGCAAUCCUUCUAAAAUCACCAACUACCUUUGCAAAGAGAUUCGCUGCACAUUAUAAAGCAAUGAAAUCCGUGCAUUCAAAUUAA